AGGUCCACAUGCAAACCAAAAUAACAUCGACAGUUCUAUUUCUAGCAAUAUUUCGGCAGAAAGAAAAUAGACGGAUCACUUUUUGACUGGUAAAGUAGCAGUACAAGCAAAUAUGGAUUUUUAAGACAGGAGCUCUAUUUGCGGAAUAUUCCGGAGAUAGUCGAGGUAUCACGAUUUACUGUGAAGUUCUUGAAUCAUCAGUCAUAUAUUGUAUAGCUUAUGUAAUGCAUGUCUGACCAAUCAGUGACCAGUAACUGACCACGUGGUUCUGUCGAGUGAUUAUAUGCAAACCGCGCAUUCGUAUUAAAGUCCGCGGCUGUAGAGGUCGAGUUGAUUCAUAUGGAGUAAUCGAAGUCUAGGCUUUUAAACUUUCGAGCCAGACAUAGUUCUCUGAUAGAUCAAAAUUAUGAAUACUAACGACAAGACAAUCGACAGUUCUCACUUGACCCCCGGCCUCAAAUCUCAUUCAGAAGAAAAACAGAGAAAUGAUCUUUGCAUGAACAUUGACAACCUGUCGCCCAAAACAAAAGAAAAUAUCAACUUUAUGAUAGAAAGUAUCUCAUCAGGAACAGCUCGUGUGGUUGAUCUCAAUGGCAAACCGCAUUUUGAAUAUACAGGUGUUAGCCAAUGCCAUUGGGGUGGAUCCAAUGCAAACACUCUGGCAUUGCCGAAGUCGGUAAUCUGACCUUCAUACCAAGAUUGAGGCGUGUCUCGAACUCAUGGAACACAUCAAAACAAAAAAGCAACCUUCAGGGGUUGUCGUGGAUGCGAGUUCUAUCUCCCUGUCUUCAAACAGACUUUAUCGUGAACUGAAUGAGUUUGAAAAAACGAACCAAGUGCUUGGGAAGGGAAACUCUUCACUGGGUGAUAUAAUAGUCCUCAAGGACAUAAAAACUGGCAAAGAACUUGCUCAGAAAACGAUAAUGAUCUCUGAGUUUCGUUGUGACGAGGUGCGAUGCUGGGUGGCCCUGAACGAAAGUGGCUACGUUCCACAUAUUUACAUGUUUAGAAUUGUGAACAACAGGGUGGAGAUACACAUGGAAAUACUCAAACAUGCUAAGACGUUAAACAGCAUCAUUAACGAACACAUGACAACGAUUCGACAGCCCGAGAACAUACGUCUGGUAAAACCAUUCUCAUUGUAUGUGUUGGAUGGGGCUAUAGAGGCAAUCAGCUGCAUGUACAAACACGAUUUCACGCAUAAUGAUAUGCACUCUGGGAACGUGAUGUUGGAUAGCAAGCUGAAAGUCAAGAUCAUUGAUUUCGGAACGGCGUGCAGAAUACGGGACAGUGACGCUGUGACACAGACUAAGAACGUUAAGAAGGAUAUCGGAAAUGUGCUGCGAAUUUUCAGCGGAUUGUACACCACCCAGGAGUACACGAGCGUUCAAGACCUGCAGGACACUUAUCAUGAAAUUAAACAAACUGAAGGUUACAUGGGUCUAAGUGAAGCUGAUCGGAGCGAGUUGUUUAACCUGAUUGAUGUAGCUCUAACGAUCACCCAUCCCAAUGACCUUGAGUGGUACAGGAUGAUGGUCAAAUAUAGCCUAGAGAAUGCACUGCCUGACUCUGAACUGACGGUUGAUCAGAUUAGGAUGGAUGUAGUAGCCCUUCUGUUUCCGGAGAUACUACCAAUGCCAAGUCCUAAUCUGGGUCAAGUGGGAUCAACAAACAAGGAUGAUGAUAAAGCUAAUGUCGCUGGUGGUUUAACAGCACUGUCUAAUUCUGAACUGAGGGCUGAUCCGCUGAGAGAGAAAGCAGCCGCCCUGCGGUUUCCGGAGACGUCCCAGACAGUUUACAUGAACCAAGAUGAGGAUACAGCUGGUGUCGCUGAUGGUUCAACAGCCGCGGGCGCUGCUGAUAGUGUGAUUGAGGAGCUACGAAAACAGUUUGGUAUCACUGUGGUGCAGUAAGAGUCCUGGGAGAUGCAUAGCUAAGCAUAAUGUGAUGAUGUUGAUGAUUUCAGUUAAAUUAAUUGUUAAUUAUUCUAUAACUGAUGUUUAAAGAUUUUUUGUUCAUGUCAACAAAAUUGUUUGAGGUUUUAUAAAAGUAUUCUGAAGAAUGUGUGUGAUUAAGUACAGAAUUUGAAUUGUAAGGAUGUUCCAUGAAGUUGUUUUGUUAUAACAUCUUUAUUAAAUGGACCUUUUCACGUUUUGGUUGGUUGACAAAACUUAUAAAACAGCUUUCAGAUUCGCAAAUGUUCGUUGUAGUGAUGAUAGUUGUGAGGAAACAGUUACACUGAAAUUUUAUCGUGCUCUCAUAUCUCCAUUAUAUGCAUCUUUUAACGAUUUAAAAACCUGCAAUUUAUAAAGUGUUGCAACGCGAAUCGAUUGAAUAAUUUGUGAUCCUAGCAGUAUUGCUUAUAUAAAGUAUAAAAUACAUCACUUAUUGUUUGAGAACGGAUGGUCGAGUGGUCUAAGCGUUAGAAUUUAACCCAGGUGUCAGUGGUUCGAGCCCAGUUGAGGUUUUUCUUUUUUUAAUGUAAAUCUUGUGUUUUACUGGAACUGUUUAGAUCCAAUGUUUACAUGUAUCAAUAUAACGCAUUUAAUGACAAACUUCAAUAUCUGCCAAAAUCUGUGAAAGAGUCCCUUUAAUUUGUAUUGUAGUGGUUAUAUUGCACUUUGUUCUACUCAAAGCCGUACAAAACACUCUUGUAUUUGAGUUAUUUAAAUAUGCUAAUCAGAGGUUAUAUGGUAUUUCUAACGUGCAUCAAGCAUUAAGAACUAACUAUUAUUAGGAUUUAAUGUAGCAUAUUUCUAUAACAAUAUUUUUAGUUUUUUACAUAAAUAUAAAUAGUGAUUUUAAAGUGAUCAUCAUGUGAUUCUCGGACACUUAAAAGUAACAAAAAAUGUAUAUUAUUUGAAAUUCUCAAUAAAACAUUUUGUACGUUUAUGUAGAUUUUGUUUAUGUUUGUCUCCUAUAAAAUCCAUGUGAACUUAUUUGAUAAAUUGCUUGUUUCUUGUUGCUAUUCAUUGCUUUUUCGUUCAAAAUAUCUUCAGAUUUUCGGAUUUAAAAUUCAGCUUUUAAAAUCAUUAAUGCUAUUAAUUACCUAUAGUUUUAACUAUUUUUUAGAAUAUAAUUUUAGGGUGUGAAAAUGUUACACAAACAAUUUUACAUAUAUUUUGUUGUUUUUGUCCGAUUGAUUGAAUUUGCAUUUGCGACAAGGAGAACGAUAAAAGCUGCAGAAUGAAUACUCUACCAUGAAUAAAUGGACACACAAUAAUUAAUUUGAAAAUUGAAAUUAACUUUUCUAUUGUUUGUAUACUUUAUGUGUAUCAAAUACUUUAUAUA
Molecule: messenger RNA, 3291 nt
Organism: Dreissena polymorpha
Lineage: Eukaryota; Metazoa; Mollusca; Bivalvia; Myida; Dreissenidae
Exons: 13
Coding region: 720-1913 (397 amino acids)
Biological process (GO): protein phosphorylation
Molecular function (GO): protein kinase activity; ATP binding
Source: RefSeq, a predicted model, not a curated record